CUUAGCCAGGUACACGACCAUAGAUACCUGUUAUAACCAUGGACGAGGACGCCGCACAGUUUUGUGUGUAACUCAGCUGCGACUUCAAGACAGCGCAACAACUAACAGAUAAACAUGGAAAACCUUGCUGUAUUGCUGGUUCAUGAUGAGCACAAUACAUCACAAGGCGAGAUCUCCAUAAAUCCACAGCUGGGAAAAUUACUCAAGGAGAAUGCACAAGACAUCCCUGUGUUUACUGCUGUUUUACAAGCAACUGAAGAGGACAAAAAAGAUGCACAGCAAGAUGGAGUGGUAUUGUUACUGCCUCAAGUUGACCCAGGUGACACAAGAACUGACCCAUCACCUGGCUGGCUAACCUUUGACCAUCAGUCCAAAUACCCACAUCUUCCCUCAAAGAUUCGGAGCAUUGUGGGACAUGCUGGUGUCACAAGUAGGGCAACAGUAGUGAUAAAGAAAGAACGGUACCCAGAUGCAAGAGUUAUUCUCUUCUCUAGUGACAUACCAGAGGACACCGAGUACUACAAGGGAGACGAGAAGGCCAUGGGGAUUGGGAAGAAGGAAGACUCCAUCCUUCAAGAUGCACAAGAGGCUGAUGUGGUCUUUUCUCUUGGACACAAGACAUUUGACCACUUUCAGAACCAGUUCAGAGCUAUUCCCACCAGCAAGAGGCCACAGCAUUUCAAAUUUGUUCCAAGGCCUUCAAAGAUCUUUGUAGAUGCAGAGGCUGAAUUCCAGGACACAGAGACAAUGGUGGUUCUGUCCAUUGGUAGGGUGAAGGGCGCUGAAAAACUGAAGGGGUAUGACCUUGCUGUUGAAUCCCUGAGCAUUGUUGCAGACAAGAUGAAAGUCAGGUAUCGUGUCAUAGGAGUUGACGAAGAUGACUUUCAAACACGCAACGCAAUCCUUGAGCAAUGUAAGUCAGCCAACUUACAAAUAACCCUCCUCUCAUAUGGCACACAGAAGGACAUCUGUAAAGAGAUGAUGCAGGCCCACCUGGUCCUGAUGCCUUCUCGUGCUGAACCGUUUGGACUGGUCGGCCUGGAGGCCAUUGCGGCAGGUGUUCCUGUUCUUGUAUCCAGCAAAUCAGGAUUGGCAGACUUCAUCCGUGAACAUGUAGAUGAACUGCAUCAUUCCAUUGUUGACAUGGAUGGAAGUGACAAAGAUGCCACUGUAAAAUACUUGGCUCACAGCAUUGAGAAAAUGCUGAAACAGAACAGAACAGAGUUCAAAACAGCAGCAAGGGGCAAACAGCAGCUUCUAUCCUCAAAGUGCUGGGAAGAGUCCCAUCAGCAGUUCAUCCAAGCCUGUACAAGAAGAGAUACAGAUACUGGUGCAAAACAGCCUGCUACAGGCCUUGAGCAGAGUGCAGUACAUGGUGAGGAGAUAGAGGAAGGUACGAAAAGCUUCUGAAUCAGUAUCUGUCACCAACAGUUGUCAACUUGAAGGUACAUGUACCUGCAUUAUGAAGGUCACAAACUCAUCUU
This is a messenger RNA of Branchiostoma floridae (Florida lancelet), 1484 nucleotides long. RefSeq lists its product as uncharacterized. Gene Ontology annotation, biological process: apoptotic process; proteolysis. Lineage: Eukaryota; Metazoa; Chordata; Leptocardii; Amphioxiformes; Branchiostomatidae. The record is from RefSeq and is a predicted model, not a curated record. Gene Ontology annotation, cellular component: cytoplasm. The coding region runs from base 115 to 1410 and encodes 431 amino acids. The transcript is spliced from 4 exons.